Molecule: messenger RNA, 6040 nt
Organism: Epinephelus moara (kelp grouper)
Lineage: Eukaryota; Metazoa; Chordata; Actinopteri; Perciformes; Serranidae
Gene: pgpep1l
Product: pyroglutamyl-peptidase I like
Exons: 5
Coding region: 26-628 (200 amino acids)
Biological process (GO): proteolysis
Cellular component (GO): cytosol
Molecular function (GO): pyroglutamyl-peptidase activity
Source: RefSeq, a predicted model, not a curated record
CUGGCUGUGUGAACCUGACUGCGUUAUGAGUGGAUCCGACACCGUGGUGGUCACAGGUUUUGGACCUUUUCGACAGUUCCUGGUGAACCCCAGCUGGACAGCAGCCCAGGGCUUGAAGUUGGUCGGAUUGGGAGAAGGGACUGAUGUUUACAUCAAGGAGGUGCCAGUGAGUUAUGUGAAGACCCAGCAAAUCAUUGCUGAGAUUUGGCAAACUCUUCACCCAAAGUUUGCUGUACAUCUGGGCGUAGCCAGAGGUUCUAGUGUCAUCAUUCUGGAGCAAACAGGAAAGAACAGCGGCUACAGAGACAAAGACGUGUGCGGCUUCUGCCCUGAGAGUCACUGCUGUGUGGAGGGAGGACCAGACAAACUGGACUCGGUCGUUAAUAUGAGGGCUGUCGCCAAAGAGCUCCAACAAGCAGGGACGGAUGUUGUUUAUUCAAGAGAUGCUGGCAGGUACCUGUGUGACUUUGCAUAUUACUGCUCACUGUAUUACGGUCAGAGGAGAGCGGCAUUUAUCCAUGUGCCCUCAUCUGGCAGCCUGACCUCAGGUGACAGACUGGUACCACUGCUGCAGAGCCUCAUUCUCGCCAUGCUGGACCAGCUGGAGGACUCUUCAGAAACCACGUGAUGAGAACAUGAGCGAGGUAGAUCUUCUAAUAGACAUUUCACACAUCAAAGUGGCCUCAGAGAGAUUUGAAUAGAACAAACAGUCAUAUUUCUCAUUCAUUUAUUUAUUCAAAAUUUCAGAAAAAAAAAGAAAAUACAAGAAAUUCUCAGAUACACAUUUGGAGAUGGCAUGUCAAAAAUACACCAUCUCAGCUAUAGGUGUGAAAAAACGUUUGAGGCCUCAGAUACAGAGCUUGAAAAAAGACAGAGUCUAGUGAAGGUUUUUUUUUUUUUGAUUAUUUCUUUUCCCCAAUCAGGUAAUGAACACAGAGAUCUUGUGAAAGUCAUUGCAAUAAAAUCAUAGCAGUAGACCAAGGCCCCCUCAGAAGGUAUAGGAAUGCAAAUCAUAACAACAGAGGCAUGAUAAUGAUAAACCUCAAACUUAUUAUUGCAGUUUGAAUGCACUGACGCAUCCUCCAUAAACCUGAGGUUUGCAUGAAGAACAUUCAGAAGAAUGAAAGUGAUAAAAGAUGAAUGUUUUUGUCUUUUCAGUUCGUUAAUGUAUAUUUGAAAUCUGGUAAUGCAAAAAAAAAAGCAACUAGUGUGAAGCUGUAAACUUAGGCCUAUCAUCUUUUUUCUAAUCAUGUUUACCUCUUCACUGUGACUACCCGUAAUCUACGCAACAUCCCUGUCCUAUACAUGUCCACGUGUGUAUUUAAAUGCUGCAGUUAUGACAGGUUUGUGAUCUAAUGGUAACUAUGAAUUCAACAGUAAUUCACCUCACGACAGCUCGAUGUAACGUCUACUCCCGGAACUGAAGAGUUUGCAUUUAAUCCUUACAUGCAUCCAAAACAGGGAGAAAAAAAAGCACAGAUAUGUUAAGUAACUACACAAGCUGUUUGCUUGUCAGUGGUGAUUUCUGUACCGACGUGAUAUUCAGCAGCAGUCAACCAAAAACAAACUGUUCACUCUUUCAUUCUCUUAUAUUCUCCUAAAUCAUGCACAGAUAAAAUGCUUAAGAGGAAAUUGAGCACCCAGGUUUCACAUUAGAAGUUACCCAGUGGCCUAGUCGUAAUUUCUUUUAUUGCUUUUGGGUUUUAAUUUCAACAUGAGUUUUCUAAUCGUUUCCAGCCCAGAAGCCCUUGCACCGAGACAGCGCUCUCCAAAGUAGCCACUUUGAGUUGAGGUUUGUUAGGAGAAGUUUUGAGAUGUAAAAGCUCCUUUUUUUGCCACCUUCGUGCUCGACAUUUUCGAUGACAAUAUAAGAUCCACUGAGGUGACGGUUUGAACCAGCAGCAUUAGUGUAAGUAGCAGUACAAAGAGGCCAAAAUAAGGCGUGUUAAGUUUACUUCCAAGAGAUCAAAAAGUGUUAAAAAAAAAAAUGGCGGAGAUAAGCCAUUACCAGAGCUGGAACGUGAUGGCAUUCAGCAGGUAGACUCAGGACAGAGGGAGUGAUGGCGUUCACGUAAACACAAAGAGUUACGGGGGUGACAAAAAAAAGAAGACGGAAUCUAAUCCAACAUUGAUAGAUGACUGAAACUGUCCAGAAACAUGUAGGUGGAGUUGCUGCUAUCUCGACAAAGGUUUUGUGUUACAUUCACAGCACUGAUCCAUACAUAGAACUGAAUGUAUAUUUUGAGCGUGAAUGACAUCUGGAUGUCUCGUUUGUGCCGUAACCGUGCAACGUUACAGGCUGCAGGUGACCAGCGAAUACAUUUUUUUGUUCUUGGAGGUCGAUAAAACAUUUUUCCCUUUUUAAAUAUUCCCCAUCAUAACUGUUUGGACUCAUAUAAAAAUGCAUUUUAGAUGAGAAAAUUAAGGUUUCUGUCUUUUGAGGAUUUGAGGUUGUGACAAUAUGUUGGGAGUCAGUGGAGAUGGGAUAUCUGGUGCUGAUGUUGCGCCCCACACUCUUGCCUUUAUCAUUCAGUCAAAUUAAGCGUAAUUAUGUAAUAUUAUCUCACAUAAACACCCAAAAUUUUAUAUUUAUUCUGCAGGAAACUUAACCAUACUGCACUUAAGUUCUCUCCUGUUGUAUUCUUGGAGGUGUAAACUUACUGGUGGGCUGAUUACAUCACAGAUAUUCCAUCUCCCAUCCUAGUCCGCUUUGUGAGGUUUAUCUAGAUCCCUGUGGGUUUUAUCCAGAUGAUGAGGUUUCUAUACAAACUGAUGAGAAAGAGUGAGAUGUACUUGUUUUCCAUACGCAUACAUAUAUUUAAAAAGAGUGAGGUAGAUAUAUACUUGAAGGAAAAAAAAAAUAAAACCUUUUAAGUCCCCCAGUCAUGACACCAAAGAAAAUACAUACAAAAAAAAAUCCAACUUUAUACUGAAUCAUGGGGCAUUUAUACAGUGAUUUAAACUGAUAUCACAAAAGGAGAAUAAAAAAAUAAAUAAAUAACACUCCUACAGAAAAAAAAAACUUCAAAGAGAGAGGGGAGAGAAAAAAAUCACCAGGCAACAUUUUCCAAAAAAAGAUGAGGAGAAAUCCUUCAAAAAUCACUAUUCAGCCUCCAUUUUAAGACCUUUUUUGUUUUCCAUUCAUGACAUUGAAAUGUGUUCCCUUCCCUGGACUUUAACCCAUCCUUUAUUUGGUUUUCAGAAGCAGUGAUUAUGAAGACAAACAAUAAGACCUGUUCUCACUUUGGAGACGUAACGUUAGCAGAAGUGGCAUUAUAUUGCGCUUGAGUGUUAUAAUAACGUUUAAAAAAAUAAAAGGAAGGAGAAAUAAAAUCUGAUUUCGAAUGCUUGAGAGAUGGUUGGCGUAAUUAAGGCAAACAAUACAACCCAAUUAGCCCUAUUGAUCCGAGAAGAGGCAAGAAAUGGAUGGGUUAAAAUACCAGAUCUGGUGUAAAGUAAAUAUCUCGUACGCUUACUUCAAAAGGAGGCACCGGGGGAGGAAACAGGUACAGUAUGUCGUAGAGGUCAGUGAGGGGCCAGUGGGGAGGAGAGAGGGCACUACUGGACUCAAAACAUGAUGGUAAGGGGUGAGGAGGAUGAGGAUGAGGAGGAGGAAAUGGGGAGGUACAAGCUGAGACAAGUAGAGGACGAUCAUGAGAAUGUGUGGAGAAAGCAAAGCCUUUACUUUGACCUGAGAUUGAGUCGCACCUAGGGGGCAAUGCUAGGCGCAGUGCUAGACAACAAGUACAAAAAGGGUGCAGAAAGUACACACUCACACAUCGAGCUAAGGUGUCCAUUCCAAAUAAUAAUAAUAAUAAUAUUAAUAAUAAUAAUAAUAAUAAUAUAGACAUCCACGAAACAAAUACAGGAGGAAAGAUUUCAUAAAAAUAAAAGGCAAUGAACGAAAUAUAGUGUUACAGGAAACCUUUUGGGGUAACAGAAGAAAAUGCUUUUAUAUCUAAAUCAUCUUAUUUUUUAGUUUUUUUGUUUUUUAAACAGAGUUUAAAGAUAUAAGAAAUGGACUGUAGUGGAGACCAUAAAAUACCAAACCUGAAGGAUUUCUUGUGUGUGUAUAUAUAUAUGUAUAUAUAUAUAUAUAUAUAUGUAUAUAUAUGUACACACAUCCAAAAGAGAAAAAGAAUAAAAUAGCAGCUUUGUUCUGUACAGACAUAGAGGCAAACAUUUUGAACCGUAAAAAGGUUUUUAAAAAAGUGACAAAACCAAUGAUGUGUAUAAAAACGAUCCUGCAGUCUAAAAUACAACUGUAAGACCUUUAUAUGUGUUUGAAAUGUAGAGAAACUAAUGACUAUUCUAAAAGAGACCUGCUGUGAUUUAAAAAUCGUCUCUAGGCUACUAAAGUCCGAUCCAACGCCUUCUCGUUUUUCUGUCUCAGGUCUUCGACUCUGUCUGUCUGUUGUGGUGUAUUUGGUGCCAUUGAAUUUGAACAGCAGUAUCACAGAGAACGACGUUCACCUCCCGCAUGAAAUGUACACUUUAAAAACAAAGUCAGAUAAAGGUUUGAAUGAAUGAACGCGGAGGCAGAGUCGUAUCCCUUGAUUGUGACGUUCAGUGACUUGCAGUGUGAGACUUGAUGCUUUGUUAGGAUUUUGUUUUAAUAAAACGAGGACAGACUGAGGCUGUGAUUCAGAGGUGGCUGACUCAAGUUGUGUGUGUGCUUCCACUGGAUGUUCAAGUGAUGAAGAGGAGGGUUUCUGUUCAUCUGUUUAGGUGCAACAGAAUGUUUUGUAAAGCCGAUCACCAGAAACAGCAAGCAGCCAUUUCAAAUGUAGUUACAUGAAAAUAUAGGGCUGCAACGAAUUAUUAUUUUCAUCAUCAAUUAAUCUGCCAAUUGUUUUUGAAAACCCAAACUUGUCUAGAUGACAAAAAAGCAGCAAGUCCCACCGAAUAAGGAGCUGGAGAGCCAAUUACAUUUGGGCAUUUUUGUUUAAAUAAACUGAAUUAAAUUGAUAAUAAAAUCAUAAAAUUUAUAAAAUUGGUUGCAAAUUUUACAUCCAUUGACUAAUUAUUUUAACUUAAAGGUUCAGUGUGUAGGAUUUAGGGGCAUCUAUAGGUAGAAAUGGCAUUUAACUUUCAUAAUUAUUACUUCAUUACUUUAUAAUCACCUGAAAAUAAGAACUGUGUUUUCGUUUCAUUAGAAUGAGACGUUAAUAUCUGCUAGAUGCCACUAAAUUCUACACACUGGACCUUUAUUAAAAUAUACUGACAUUUCAAAGUUCGGAUUAAAUUAUCAUUUUAAGAUGAAUUCUUACUAGGGGUGGGGGAAAAAACGAUACGAUAUAGUAUUGCGAUAUUUUUUUGGCAAUAUCGUAUCGUCACACAGUCCCAAAUGUGUUUUUUAAAAUUAUAUAAAUCAUUAAUAUGACAAAUACAAAUUGAACUUAAGUUAGCCUACAAGAAUAAUAUAAUCAAUUGCUUUUUCAGUCCACUAGAUACAUUUUGCUGCUGCAAAAAAGUGAGAUGAACAGACUGAAAAUUUUAUCUUAUUAGAUAAAAACAGAUGUUUCCCUUUGGGGACAUAAUUACAGUUGAAUAAAGGUUAUAAAUCGCAGUAUAUCGCAAUAUAUUUUAAUCACAAUAUUCAAUAUAUUGCAACAUAUUUAAAAUUGCAAUAAUAUUGUAUCGUGAUAAUAUCCUAUCGUGGAUCUUCUGGUGAUUCCCACCCCUAGUUUUUACUGAUACUGUGUCAGUUGAUGUGAGGAAAAUGUACCUUUAAACUGGAUUAAGAGGCCUAUACUUCAAAUCUUGAAUGAAACAUUGCUGCUUUUCUACCGGCCUCUCUAUAUGCAAAUCAUUUAAUAGAAAUUUUGUGGCGCAUUUCUCUAAGUAUCACAAGGCCUGCUAGAUUUAUUCCACCCACAAUGCAGAUGCUGCACAUUCUCAGAAAACUUUGACUGCAGGUGUGAAUGUGGCCUCUCUCAACAGUACACUGUAUCCUGUUCUGUGAUAACCCCCCUCCACACACACACACACACACACACACACACACACACACACACACACACACACACACACACACACA